AAUGCCUAAAAAUUGUUUUGCUUGCUUGAUCUAACUUUUAAGUUACUUAGAACAAAAGCCUACGAGUAAAAAUAGUUUUUCAUUGUCCCUCUUGUCCAUUGAUGGUGCUGAUGGGCGAGAAUAUCUUACUUAUAGAAUAGACGUAUGUAUUUUUUGUGGAAACCAUUACGAAUGCUUUGCACCUGCUUAUUUUCAUGUCAAAGGUCGUCCCAAUAUCACAAGUGAUGAUAGUAACAAAGUUGUGAUCACAGGUAAUAUUGAUAAAGACAUUCAUUUAUUACCAACCGGAGAAGAUAUCCAACUUGCAACAGAAGAAGGUGAUUGUUAAUAGAACUGGCUGUGCUAGAAGUGAAGGCUAUAAUGGUAUAAGGUCGGAGUCAGACAUGUUCAGUUUCCUAAUGUCCCAAUGGAGGCCUGAUCCUCCUAAACCUGAUCCAGAGGCACUUGACAUGGCAGUGAUACAAGCUGAAUGUCAGGGAAACAGCAAUACUCAUCAUCAGCCUCAGAAUGAUGUCCCCGUUGCUAUGCAUUACCGGGCGUGUCAAUGGAUGUAUCGUGAGAAUGUGGGCGUGUUUGGUUCCCAUAUUCAUGGGCUGGGCCUGUUCUGUCUCCAGGAGAUUGACUCCGGUGAUAUGGUCAUUGAAUACGCUGGUACUGUAAUACGAUCAACCCUCACUGACUAUCAGGAACGGUUCUACGAGAGUAAAGGUAUUGGGUGUUAUAUGUUCCGUAUUGACAGUGAUGAAGUGGUGGACGUGACAAUUAUGUCCGGAAACAUGGUUCGAUUCAUUAAUCAUUCUUGUGAGCCAAAUUGUUACAGUAAAGUUGUGGCAGUUGAUGGACAGAAGAUUAUGAUAUUUGCUCUUGAGACG
Messenger RNA from Amphimedon queenslandica, 872 nucleotides. RefSeq names its product histone-lysine N-methyltransferase 2B-like. The record is from RefSeq and is a predicted model, not a curated record. Gene Ontology annotation, cellular component: histone methyltransferase complex. Gene Ontology annotation, molecular function: histone H3K4 methyltransferase activity; protein binding. Gene Ontology annotation, biological process: positive regulation of DNA-templated transcription. NCBI's taxonomy places the organism in Eukaryota, Metazoa, Porifera, Demospongiae, Haplosclerida, Niphatidae.